GCGGCGCUCUUGGCCAUCCUCCUGGAGGUCCUGCCCUGCCGCCGGGAGGACCCCGCCGGCGCCGCGCCGCGUUCCCGGCCCUUCCCAACCGUCUCUCCAGAAGCCUGCACCCGGAUUAGCUUGGCUUACUCGCAGGGUGAACUCUUAACUCUGGGACCCUGCAUACCACAAGGAUUCCCGGGAUGGCCACCCGCGCGCACAGGACACCCAAACCUUCCAGAUUCCAGCCGACACACACACAGUCUCCCAGGCUGCUGCUGCUGCUGCUGCUCCUGUCACUGGUAAGCCGCGCCUCCACACAGCCCGGCGCCCCCGACGCAGCGCUUCUGUCCCCGGGUCUCUCCGGGACUUCAGGGGUCCCUGCAGAGGAAGCGAUAGUGGUGGCGAACCGCGGACUCCGGGUGCCCUUCGGUCGCGAGGUCUGGCUGGAUCCGCUGCGUGACUUAGUGCUGCAGGUGCAGCCAGGAGACCGCUGCGCGGUGACCGUGCUGGACAACGACGCGCUGGCCCAGCGUCCUGGCCGCUUGAGUCCCAAGCGCUUCGCCUGCGACUACGGCCCGCGCGAGGUGCGCUACUCACACCUGGGCGCCCGCAGCCCUUCCCGCGACCGCGUCCGGCUGCAGCUGCGCUACGAUGCCCCGGGAGGGGCGGUAGUCCUGCCACUGGCCCUGGAGGUGGAAGUGGUCUUCACCCAGCUGGAGGUUGUGACUCGGAACUUACCUCUGGUCGUGGAAGAACUGCUAGGGACCAGCAAUGCCCUGGACGCUCGGAGCUUAGAGUUCACCUACCAGCCUGAGACGGAGGAGUGCCGCGUGGGCAUCCUGUCAGGUUUGAGCGCCUUGCCUCGCUACGGGGAACUCCUUCACUACCCGCAAGUCCAGAGAGAGGCCAGAGAGGGAGGGAUCCCCGAGACCCUUUUGAUGGAUUGCAGAGCGUUCCAGGAGCUUGGAGUGCGCUACCGCCACACGGCCUCCAGUCGCUCACCUAACAGGGAUUGGCUGCCUAUGGUGGUGGAGCUCCAUCCGCGAGGGGCUCCUGUGGGCAGCCCGGCUUUAAAACGCGAGCACUUCCAGGUGCUUGUGAGGAUCCGGGGAGGAGUGGAGAACACUGCACCCAAGCCCAGUUUCGUGGCCAUGAUGAUGAUGGAGGUGGACCAGUUUGUACUGACUGCGCUCACUCCAGACAUGCUGGCAGCGGAAGAUGCUGAAUCCAACGCCGACCUUUUGAUCUUCAACCUCACCUCCGCCUUCCUGCCCGGGCAGGGCUACUUGGUGAGCACUGAUGACCGAAGCCUACCUCUCUCCUCCUUUACACAACGUGAUUUGCGCCUGCUGAAGAUUGCCUACCAGCCUCCCUCGGAGGACUCCGAUCAGGAGCGCCUGUUUGAACUGGAGCUGGAAGUCGUGGACCCUGAGGGAGCAGCCUCAGACCCUUUUGCCUUCAUGGUGGUGGUGAAACCCAUGAACACGCUGGCCCCAGUGGUCACACGGAACACUGGUCUUAUUCUCUACGAGGGUCAGUAUCGGCCGCUCACGGGUCCUGAAGGCAGUGGACCCCAAAACUUGGUCAUCAGUGAUGAGGACGACCUAGAAGCCGUGAGACUUGAGGUGGUGGCUGGGCUCCGGCAUGGCCACCUUGUGAUUCUGGGUUCUCCCAGUAGGGAUUCUGCCCCCAAGACCUUCACGGUGGCCGAGCUGGCAGCUGGCCAGGUUCUCUACCAGCAUGAUGACAGAGACGGUUCGCUGAGUGACAACUUGGUGCUGCGCAUGUCAGACGGGGGAGGCAGGCACCAGGUCCAGUUCCUGUUCCCCAUCACUUUGGUCCCUGUGGAUGACCAGCCUCCUGUCCUGAACGCCAACACUGGGCUGACGCUGGCGGAGGGGGACACUGUGCCCAUCCCACCCUUGGCUCUGAGUGCAACGGAUAUGGAUUCAGAGGACUCGCAGCUGCUUUUUGUCCUGGAGCCGCCCUUCUCAAGCACGGGACACCUGCUUCUCCGCCAAACUCACGUCCCUAGGGAAGAGCAGGGCCUGUGGCAGAAGCAAGGGUCAGUUUACGAGCGAGCAGUGACAGAGUGGCGGCAACAGGAUAUAACAGAGGGGAAGCUCUUCUACAGGCAUUCGGGGCCCCACAGCCCUGGGCCAGUGAUGGACCACCUCACGUUUAGAGUCCAAGACAAUCAUGACCCCCCUAAUCGGUCUGGGGUCCAGAGGUUUGUGAUACGGAUUCAUCCUGUGGACCGCCUCCCUCCAGAACUAGGCAGCGGCUGUCCCCUUCGGAUGGUGGUGCAGGAAUCCCAGCUCACACCGCUGAGGAAAAGGUGGCUGCAUUACACUGACCUGGACACAGAUGACCGAGAGCUACAGUACACGGUGAUCCAGCCCCCCACGGACACGGAUGAGAACCACACACCAGCUCCGCUAGGCAUGCUGGUCUUCACGGAUGAGCCUACAGUUGUGGUGACCCAGUUUACCCAAGCCCAGGUCAAUCAUCAUAAAAUCGCUUACAGGCCCCCGGGUCAGGAGCUGGGCGUAGCCGCUCGAGUAGCUCAGUUCCAGUUCCAAGUGGAGGAUCGAGCUGGGAAUGUGGCUCCUGGCACCUUCACCCUUUACCUGCAGCCCGUGGAUAACCAGCCCCCCGAGAUCGUCAACACCGGCGUCACCGUUGAGAAGAGGGGCCGUCACGUCCUCCGUGACGCUGAGUUGCAUGUGAAUGACGUUGACACCGACGCGGCCCACAUCACUCUCACUCUCACACAGGCCCCCAGACACGGCCACGUGCAGCUCUCCGGACAGACGCUGCGUGUCGGAGGACGCUUCCGUUUAGAGGACAUAAAGUAUGGCCGAAUUUCCUAUUUGAAUAACGGGGAUGACUCUUUGACUGACAGCUGCUCCCUGGAGGUCAGUGACAGACACCACGUGGUGCCAAUCACUCUCAGAGUGAAUGUACGGCCAACGGAGCGCGAAGGGCCUGUGUCAGUCCUUCCUGCGGGCACUUUGGAGUCCUAUCUAGAUGUCUUGGAGAAUGGGGCUACCGAAGUCACUGCCAACAUCAUUAAGGGGGCCUACCAGGACACUGAUGACUUGAUGUUGACUUUCCUAUUGGAAAAUCCACCCAUCUAUGGGGAAAUUCUGGUCAAUGGAGCUCCAGCUGAGCAGUUCACCCAGAGGGACAUCCUGGAGGGCUCUGUUGUCUAUGCCCACACGAGCGGUGAGAUCGGCCUCUUGCCCAAAGCAGACUCUUUUAACCUGAGUCUGUCAACCAUGUCUCAGGAGUGGAGACUCGGCAGCAGUAUUAUUCAGGGUGUUACUGUGUGGGUAACUAUCCUCCCCGUGGACAGCCAAGCCCCUGAAAUUUCCAUCGGUGAGCAGUUUGUAGUGCGGGAAGGCGACAAGAGCAUGAUAACCCUCACCCACCUGAGUGCUGAGGACGUGGACUCCCUGAAUGAUGACCUCUUGUGCACAAUUAUCAUCCAGCCAACCUCGGGCUAUGUAGAGAACAUUGCUCCAGCGCCAGGCUCAGAAAAGUCGAGAGCGGGGAUUGCUGUGAGUGCCUUCACGCUGAAGGAUCUCAGGCAAGGGCACAUUAACUACGUCCAGAGUGUCCACAGAGGAGUGGAGCCUGUCGAAGACCGUUUCGUAUUCCGUUGCUCUGAUGGCAUUAACUUUUCUGAGAGACAGAUUUUCCCCAUUGUGAUCAUUCCCACCAACGACGAGCAGCCAGAAAUGUUCAUGAGGGAGUUCAUGGUGAUGGAAGGCAUGAGUCUGGUGGUCGACACUCCCAUCCUCAAUGCUGCUGAUGCCGACAUCCCCCCAGAUGACUUAACUUUCACCAUUACCCGCUUUCCGACUCAUGGGCACAUCAUGAACCAGCUGAUCAAUGGCACCGUGUUGGUUGAAAGCUUCACCCUGGACCAGAUUAUAGAGAGUUCCAGCAUUAUUUAUGAGCAUGAUGAUUCUGAGACGCAAGAGGACAGCUUCGUGAUUAAACUGACGGACGGCAAGCACUCUGUGGAGAAGAUGGUCCUCAUUGUGGUCAUCCCUGUUGAUGAUGAGACCCCCAGGAUGGCCAUCAAUAAUGGGCUAGAGAUAGAAAUUGGGGAAACCAAAGUUAUCAACAACAAAAUGUUAAUGGCAACUGAUUUGGACUCUGAUGACAAAUCAUUGGUUUACAUUAUUCGUUAUGGACCAGGACAUGGCUUGUUACAGAGACGAAAACCUACAGGUGUCUUUGAGAAUAUCACUCUAGGCAUGAAUUUUACCCAAGAUGAAGUGGACAGAAAUUUAAUUCAGUAUGUCCAUUUUGGGCACGAGGGCAUUCGAGACCUAAUUAAAUUUGAUGUGACCGAUGGAACAAAUGCCCUUAUAGAUCGAUACUUUUACGUGUCUAUUGGAAGUGUUGACAUUGUCUUUCCCGAUGUGAUAAGUAAGGGGGUGUCCUUAAAAGAAGGUGGCAAAGUCACUCUUACCACAGACCUACUGAGCACGAGUGACUUGAACAGUCCUGAUGAGAACUUAGUUUUCACCAUCACCAGGCCUCCUAUGAGAGGUCACUUGGAGUGCACAGAUCAAAGAGGAACGUCCAUCACUUCUUUCACCCAGCUCCAGCUGGCCGGUAACAAAAUCUACUAUAUACACACAGCUGAGGACGAGGUCAAAAUGGACAGUUUUGAGUUUCAAGUCACCGACGGACGUAACCCCGUCUUCCGAACUUUCCGGAUCUCUAUUAGUGAUGUGGACAACAAGAAGCCAGUGGUCACCAUCCACAACUUGGUGGUCAGCGAAAGUGAAAGCAAGCUGAUCACUCCCUUUGAACUCACUGUGGAAGACAGAGAUACUCCCGACAGGCUCCUGAAAUUCACGGUCACUCAGGUCCCUGUUCAUGGUCACCUCCUAUUCAACAAUACUAGACCCGUCAUGGUUUUUACCAAGCAAGACUUGAAUGAAAACUUAAUCAGCUACAAACAUGAUGGCACGGAGUCCACGGAAGACAGCUUCUCCUUCACAGUGACUGAUGGCACCCACUCUGACUUCUAUGUUUUUCCUGAUACAGUGUUUGAAACCAGGAGACCUCAAGUGAUGAAAAUCCAGGUCCUAGCUGUGGACAACAGUGUCCCCCAAAUUGUGGUGAACAAAGGAGCUUCUACACUUCGUACUCUGGCCACUGGCCAUUUGGGGUUCAUGAUCACAAGCAAAAUCCUGAAAGUGGAGGACAGAGACAGCGUGCAUUUUUCUCUCAGGUUCAUUGUGAUAGAAGCCCCCCAGCAUGGCUACCUUCUCAACCUGGGCCAGGGUAACCAGAGCAUCACACAGUUUACCCAAGCUGACAUUGAUGACAUGAAAAUAUGCUAUGUCUUGAGAGAGAGAGCAAAUGCCACAAGUGACAUGUUCAAUUUCAUAGUGGAAGAUGACGGUGGAAACAGGUUGACCAACCAGCAUUUUCGGCUGAACUGGGCGUGGAUCUCCUUUGAAAAGGAAUAUUACUUGAUCGAUGAAGACUCCAAAUUUCUAGAUGUUGUUCUCAAGCGCAGAGGCUACUUGGGAGAAACUUCAUUUAUAAGCAUCAGCACGAGGGAUGGGACUGCAGAAAAAGACAGAGACUUCAAGGGCAAAGCUCAGAAGCAAGUGCAGUUCAACCCAGGCCAGACCAGGGCCUCGUGGAGAGUGAGGAUCCUGAGCGACGGGGAGCAUGAGCACUCCGAGACCUUCCAGGUGGUUCUCUCUGAGCCUGUGCUGGCAGUCCUGGAGUUCCCCACAGUGACUACAGUGGAGAUCAUUGACCCCGGUGACGAAUCCACCGUCUUCAUUCCCCAGUCGGAGUACUCCGUUGAGGAAGAUGUGGGUGAGCUGUUCAUUCCCAUCAGGAGAAGCGGAGACAUCAGCCAGGAGCUGAUGGUGAUCUGCUACACUCAGCAAGGGACAGCGACCAGCACUGUGCGGACGUCCGUGCUGUCUUACUCCGACUACAUCUCCAGGCCUGAGGACCACAGCAGCGUGAUCCGCUUUGACAAAGAUGAACGUGAGAAGAUGUGUCGUGUAGUGGUAAUUGAUGACUCCUUGUAUGAGGAGGAGGAGACGUUCCAGGUCCUUUUGAGCAUGCCCAUGGGCGGGAGGAUUGGUGACAAGUUUCCAGGAGCCAAGGUGACCAUCCUCACAGACCAGGAUGACGAGCCUGUCUUCUACUUUGGGGAACUCCAGUACUCCGUGGAUGAGAGUGCCGGCUACGUGGAGGUGCAGGUGUGGAGGACGGGCACCGACCUCUCUAGGCCUUCUAGUGUCACCGUGAGGUCCCGGAAAACAGAACCUCCUUCUGCCAAUGCUGGAACAGAUUACGUGGGAAUCAGUCGAAAUUUAGAUUUUGCACCUGGCGUCAACAUGCAGACUGUCCGUGUUGUUAUUCUGGAUGACCUGGGAAGACCAGUGCUGGAGGGAAUUGAGAAGUUUGAACUGGUACUUCGCAUGCCUAUGAACGCGGCCCUUGGCGAGCCCAGCAAGGCCACAGUGUCCAUAAAUGACUCCAUCUCAGACUUGCCUAAAAUGCAAUUCAAAGAAAGAGUGUACACUUGCAAUGAGAACGAUGGACGCGUAGUUGCAAUGGUCUACAGGAGCGGUGAUGUCCAGCACAGAUCUUCCGUGAGAUGCUAUACAAGGCAGGGGUCUGCGCAGGUGAUGAUGGACUUCGAAGAACGUCCAAACACCGAUGUCUCCAUUGUCACAUUCCUCCCUGGUGAGACAGAGAAGCCAUGUGUCCUUGAACUGAUGGACGAUGAUCUGUUUGAGGACGUGGAAGAGCUGCGCUUGGUCCUCGGCACACCACGGAGCAGCUCUGCCUUUGGGGCGGCAGUUGGCGAACAGAAUGAGACUCUGAUAAAGAUCCAGGAUGAAGCUGACAAAGCUGUUAUCAAAUUUGGAGAAACCAAAUUUAGUGUCACUGAACCCAGCGAACCAGGAGAGUCAGUGGUUGUGAAAAUUCCAGUGAUCCGCCAAGGAGACACUUCAAAGGUUUCCAUCGUGAGAGUCCACACCAAAGAUGGCUCGGCCACCUCUGGAGAGGACUAUCACCCCGUGUCGGAAGAAAUCGAGUUUAAGGAAGGGGAGACCCAGCAUGUAGUUGAAGUUGAAGUGAUCUUCGAUGGGGUCAGAGAGAUGAGGGAGGCCUUCACCGUUCACCUAAAGCCAGAUGAAAAUAUGGUAGCAGAGACACAGGCAACCAAGGCCAUUAUACAUAUAGAAGAAAUCAACAGCAUGGCAGAUGUCACCUUUCCUUCUGUCCCUUACAUUGUGUCCUUGUUGAUAUACGAUGACCCUUCCAAAGCCAGGGAGGACACUGGACCUGUGUCUGGCUAUCCUGUUGUCUGCAUUACGGCCUGCAACCCCAAAUAUCCAGACUAUGACAAAACAGGCUCUAUUUGUGCCAGUGAGAACAUCAAUGACACUUUGACCCGAUACAGAUGGCUGGUUAGCGCUCCUGCUGGCCCGGAUGGUGUGACCAGCCCCAUGAGAGAGGUGGACUUCGACACCUUUUUCACGUCAUCUAAAAUGAUUACCUUAGAUUCCAUAUACUUUCAGCCUGGCUCCCGCGUACAGUGUGCGGCUCGUGCCGUGAACACCAAUGGGAAUGAAGGCCUGGAACUGAUGAGCCCCAUCAUCACCAUUGGCAGAGAAGAAGGUCUCUGUCAGCCCCGUGUGCCUGGGGUCGUGGGGGCGGAGCCAUUCUCGGCUAAGUUGCGCUACACUGGUCCGGAGGACCCAGACUUUGCCAACCUCAUCAAGCUCACCGUCACGAUGCCACACAUCGACGGCAUGCUCCCCGUCAUCUCCACGAGAGAGCUGUCCAACUUUGAGCUGACCCUCAGCCCUGAUGGCACGAGAGUUGGGAACCACAAAUGCUCCAACCUGUUGGACUACAGUGAAGUGAAGACCCACCAUGGCUUCCUGACUAAUGCCACGAAGAACCCCGAGGUCGUUGGAGAGACCUACCCGUACCAGUACAGCGCGCCGGUCAGGGGCUCCAGUACCUUACGCUUCUACCGGAACCUGAACCUGGAGGCCUGCCUGUGGGAGUUUGUCAGCUACUAUGACAUGUCGGAGCUGCUGGCUGACUGUGGAGGAACCAUCGGGACCGACGGGCAGGUUCUGAACCUAGUGCAGUCCUACGUGACCCUUCGAGUUCCUCUGUAUGUUUCCUACGUGUUCCAUUCCCCUGUGGGGGUGGGAGGCUGGCAGCAUUUCGACCUGAAGUCAGAACUGCGGCUCACGUUCGUGUAUGACACUGCCAUCUUGUGGAGCCAUGGGAUCGGCAGCCCGCCCGAGGCUGAACUCCAAGGCUCUCUGUAUCCAACCAGCAUGCGCAUUGGUGAGGAGGGGCGCUUGGCUGUGAACUUCAAGACGGAGGCUCAGUUCCAUGGCUUAUUUGUGCUGUCACAUCCUGCCUCCUUCACCAGCUCGCUGAUUGUAUCCGCUGACCAUCCGGGCCUCACUUUUACCCUCCGCCUCAUACGGAGUGAGCCAACCUAUAACCAGCCAGUCCAGCAGUGGAGUUUUGUGUCAGACUUUGCGGUCCGAGACUACUCAGGCACCUACACCGUAAAGCUGGUGCCCUGCACCACCCCAUCGAACCAGGAGUACCGUCUGCCGGUCACCUGCAACCCCAGGGAACCCGUCACCUUUGACCUUGACAUUCGAUUCCAACAGGUCAGCGAUCCAGUGGCAGCCGAGUUCAGCCUGAACACGCACAUGUACCUGCUAUCUAAGAAGAGCCUCUGGUUGUCUGAUGGGUCCAUGGGGUUUGGCCAGGAGAGUGACGUGGCUUUUGCAGAAGGUGACGUAAUUUACGGUCGUGUCGUUGUGGACCCUGUUCAGAACCUUGGUGACUCCUUCUACUGCAGCAUUGAGAAGGUGUUCUUAUGCACAGGAGAUGAUGGAUACGUGCCAAAGUACAGCCCAGCAAAUGCGGAAUACGGCUGCUUGGCUGAUUCUCCUUCACUCUUACAUAGAUUCAAAAUUGUGGAUAAGGCCCAACCAGAGACCCAAGCUACCAGCUUUGGAGACAUCCUGUUUAAUGCCAAACUGGCAGUGGAUGAUCCUGAAGCUGUUCUCUUAGUGAAUCAGCCUGGAUCAGAUGGUUUUAAGGUAGACUCAACACCACUCUUUCAGGUUGCCCUGGGCCGAGAAUGGUACAUACACACAAUCUAUACCGUGAAGUCAAAGGACAGCACCCAUCGAGGUAUUGGCAAGAGGAGCCUGGAGUACCACUCUGUGGUACAGCAGGGACAGCCCCAGGCAACCACCAAGAGCUGGAAGAGGAGAGCAAGCAGGAGCACUCCCUCGCUGGCAGGGGAAAUCGGUGCUGAGAACAGUCGGGGAACCAAUAUCCAGCAUAUCUCCCUGGACCGCCGUGACAAGGGGCAGGUCCCCCACGGAAGAAUUCCUCCCGAUGGCACCCUGCCCUGGGAGCUGAAUAGUCCCAAUGCUGAAGUCAGCCUUGUCACUGUCCUGGGAGGCAUCGCGGUGGGAUUGCUCACUGUCUGCCUGGCUGUGGCUGCAGCGGUCGUGUGCAGGAACAAGAGUAUGAAGGGCAAGGAUGUUCCAAAGGGUUCUGGGAGCACUGAGCCCAUGAUGUCCCCACAGAGCCACUACAACGACAGCUCAGAGGUGUGAAAACCUUCUCUUCGUGGGCCUCAGAAGACUGAGGGAACCGCAGCUGCUCGGGAGCAGAGAACUGAGGACUUUCUGCGACAAAGGUGCUCAGAGCCCCUGACUAUCUUAAAAGAUUUUUAUUUGAACUCCAUUGCAUCGUACAUGCAUCAAAGGACAAAUUCAGGCCGCAUCUUUCCUGCUGCCCAGAAGGCAUCCAGAAUGCUUAAGAGCCUUGGUUGGCUGGCAGGGGAGGUGCUUCUUGUGUUAGCCGUCGGUGGGGAUAAACCUACUCAGAGGUGCUCAAAGGUGCUCAAGGACUCUCUGGGAAGUCUGGGAGAAGUUAGCUAUUACUCCAUAAUCAAUGUUAGUAUGAACUCUGAAAACACAGUUAUCACAUGUUUAUUCUUUGUAUAACUGAAGGGUUUGAAUUGGGAGUCCAGAGGGGGACGCACACACUGUUAUGACAAGUUUUCUAAUCUGUGAAGACAGCAUGAAUUCACAACCAGGGAUAGCUCAACCCGCAAAUCACCUCUUACUAUUGGGAAAACAUGAAAACAUGGAAGGAACAAAUAGAAAAAAAGAAAACUGAUUUGGAUCUGAAUUGCUUCUUAUUUCCCUCAGACCUCCUUUGUCUCAUCUGCUUAUUUAACAUUGACUUAAACCAAAGAAUAUAUUCAUUCUGGAAAUGAGUUUUAACAGACUGAUAUAUUUGGUAUAUAUUAGCAGCCACGCUCUUGCUCGUUGGCCUCACUGGUUGCAAUUGUAGAGACGUAGACAUGACGACUGAGAGAUGCCGUACAGUUAGAUUCGACACAGGACAACGUUCUCAAGAACAGAGAUGUUUUCAGUGUUGAACCCAUACGUAACGAGCAACAUCUUUGCCAAUGGUGAAGGGCGAGGGUGGUAUUUAUUAACAUGCUAUGUCCACCAGGAUGCCUCUUCGGCAUGCUCUCUAGAACGGUGAUGGCAAAGUAACAGAUGCGUGACAUCCACAGCUUAUGUCAGCUGUAAGUCAUGGGAAUCUCCAUACCUGUGAACUCCAGAAAUUGUCUUGGAGGUGGCCAGUGCUGUCAACCACACUGUUCACUGAUCCAGGAAGAGAACAUCUCUGUCUGGCCUCCCCAGUUCAGUGAGCCGGUGCUAUGAGGUUCCCCCCUUUGGGACCUUAUCUGUGGUUCAUCACUUGAGUAUUCACUAUGUAAAAGCUUCCUUGGCAUUGCCCAUCUCUUCAGAAAUGUGUUUUCACCUUAACGUGAGAAAUCCUGUUUAGAAGGGGUGGGGGCACUGCAGCAGAGUCAUGGCCACUUGCCUAAAGCCUAGUAAAUUUAUUUCAUGCAAAGAUGAAUGGCUCUGAGUAACCCUCCGCUGCUGCGGGGAGUCCUCCACUCUUUGGCCACACGCUGGCCGAGCUGGGCAUCCUGGUAGAAUGGAGAUAUUCGGAAGGCAGUCUUCAUCCCAGGUCAUUCCUGUAUGUAUCAGUGAGUGUGUAUGAGUACCAGCCAUCUCCCGAUUGAGAAAGGGAAGCCACACUGCUCCUGGAGGAGAGGAAGGAGAUGAGUGAUGCCUGCUUCCCUUCCCAUUCAGUGCCUUUCAGGGGAUAAAGGGGACUGUGUAGUCUUCUGUUGGGAGCUUAGUGAGGCCUGUGUACAGAGCAAAGGUUCCCCCAGGGGACUCACAGGAACAGAGAGCACCGUCCAUUUAUCACAUCAAGUGGUGUGUUAUCUUCCUUUCUUUGUUUUACUUCUGGCAGAUGCUUAGCUCCACGUUCGGCUACCUCAGAAUUUGGGAAUUAACAUGAUGCCAACAGUGUAGGAACCUUCACUCCCUUAGCUUUGGGUUCAACUUCUGAAGACUGUUAGGGCAAUUGUUCUCAACUGGCUUUCUGCUUCGAGUAGUUCAAAGCUUCAGAGCCUGACUACCCUGUGGUCUCCAUGUCAGGAAGUGAGGAUGGCAACUAGCGAUGAAUCAUUUGACACGUGUUCUAGCCAGGCAGCUUCUAUGCCAAAUUUCGCUCACCUGCACCUGUUCUAAUGAAGCUCUUGUCCAUAAAUUAGAUAGGGUAUCAGAUACAAAGUAAGUCUGUCCUCCUCUCCCAAUAGGAAAUGUCAGUAUUCUUUCUCCUCGAUCCCUUUUCUCUCUUGUUUGUAUUUUUCAUAACUUUAAAAAUAUCUGUUCAGUAAAUAUGUCACAUAAAAUACAGUAAUUGUUUUAAAAGUCCUUUCAAG
This is a messenger RNA of Psammomys obesus (fat sand rat), 11863 nucleotides long. It is a transcript of the gene Frem2, whose product is annotated as FRAS1 related extracellular matrix 2. The coding region runs from base 183 to 9659 and encodes 3158 amino acids. Lineage: Eukaryota; Metazoa; Chordata; Mammalia; Rodentia; Muridae. The transcript has 24 exons. Gene Ontology annotation, biological process: cell communication. The record is from RefSeq and is a predicted model, not a curated record. Gene Ontology annotation, cellular component: membrane.